CACACCCACUCCUCCGCCGGUCCAUCUUUAUCCCCGACCCCCUCCCGCUUCCUCCAAUUCUCAUUCCCAGGUCCCUUUCAGCGAGAGAGAGGGAGGGAGGGAGGAGCAGUUGGUUGAGACCCGAGGCGGAGAUGGAUCUGCUGGAGAGGAGCGCAGCCACUAUUAAGGCGGAGCAGCAGGGGGAGGCCCAGCGCAAGGAAGCCGAGAGGAAGGAGCAGGAGCAGCAAGGCCAAGGGCUCACCGGCAGACCCCCGCUCGCCAACGGCAGGUCUGGAAUGUUGCCAAUGUCGAGCCCUCCAGCAAAUCCGGGACAGCUCACCAUUUUUUAUGGUGGGUCAGUAUGUGUGUAUGACUCAGUGCCACCAGAGAAGGCUCAAGCAAUCAUGCUCAUUGCAGCAGCAGCUGCUGCGGCCUCAAAAAGCAAUGGCACCGCUGCUGUUAAGCCUCCAGCGAUGUCUGCGACCAAUGCGAUCCAAGCCAUGCUUACGCGGUCGCUCUCACUCCAGAGCACUUCUGUAGCAAAUGGACAACCUCAGGCUGUUGCGGAUCCGGGCUCGAUUUGCAAGCUUCAGGCUGAUCUUCCCAUCGCCAGGAGACACUCCCUUCAGCGCUUCCUGGAGAAGCGCCGUGACAGGGUGGUGAGCAAAGCUCCUUACAGCGCCGGGAAGCCAUCCGAAGGCAUGGGAGCAUCUUCUGGGAUGGAAGCGGUCGCGGAGGGCAAGGCCCAGUAACCCUGAAAGAAGAAAGACGGCCCUGCCCCUGAUGUUUGGAAGGAAAGGGGCGUGUGUUAGCUGAUGUGAUGUUACACCGUAGAAUCAUCAUCGUUCGUGACGAUAAUAAUGAUCCGACGAGAACCUCUAUUGUCAUUGUUCUGUUGUCAUUGUGUAGUUUACUCUGUAUCUGAACUCGGUUUAGUCUGCGGAACCAUACUGCUAUGAUGAAUGUGUCGAUGUAAAUCGUGGCUGUCGUGCCUGUCUGACUGAUACAUUGUUAUCGUAGUCGAUAAAUGAUAUCAUCUGUGUCGUCUCUGUUUCGAA
Molecule: messenger RNA, 1037 nt
Organism: Triticum dicoccoides
Lineage: Eukaryota; Viridiplantae; Streptophyta; Magnoliopsida; Poales; Poaceae
Product: protein TIFY 3-like
Exons: 5
Coding region: 132-731 (199 amino acids)
Biological process (GO): regulation of jasmonic acid mediated signaling pathway; response to wounding; regulation of defense response
Cellular component (GO): nucleus
Source: RefSeq, a predicted model, not a curated record